GCAGGUGUACGUGAAUGCGUCACAAUCACUUCUCUUAUACUUGUAAAUUUUGCUCCUGUGAUCCUUCUCAGAUACACUCGCAAACAAACCCACAUUUAAUCGUGACCGCUGUGAUGAUGGCAUUUAAUAAAAAACAAUUGAAAGCAUCAUUCACACCAAACACCCACUCACGUUGUGUUUAAGGACGCUGAUGCUGCUCUGUCAAUCAGCUAACAUCAGCUACGCCUACGGGCAAGCUGCUGUUAGCAUCCUGGCUGGGUUGUUGUUUUAUCCUUACACAAACGAGGGGCAGGAUUUAUUUUUUAAAUUAGGAUUCACAAGUAACAAUGUCGUGAUGCAAAUAGAAAACGGCGUCACUCCUUUGCUUAAUAAGCCCGUCCGACAGAGAUAUUAAAGGUAACGUAACUUGGCUACCGUUAGCAGCUAGCUAGUGACUGUAGUGACUUCUUGAUAGCGCCAUGCUAACUCUGGGCUGAAUAUAAACUAAAAACAGACUAACAGUGACACAAAGACAGUUAGAAAUACUUUAUUAUCAGGACCUUAUUUUAUAUCUGCUACACUGUUUGAAUGACAGGUUAUAUUAAUGAAAAGUCCGCGCUUUGUAACAGAGAUAGCUAACAUUAGCUACUGAGUAUGUGCACAAUAUGGAAACUGAGCUUUACGAUUCAGUGUCUUUCCUUAAACAUCUGUAUUUGUCAGAAUAAUCGAUUCACAUACUCUUAUAUUUCCCGACUUGUGGAAAGCACAUGGAAAAAGAGUAUAUUUACAAAAGAGUAAAUAUUGGUGCUUCUUUCCUGCACAUUACUUGAAUUUGCAACAGGUCUGAGCAGAAACCAAAGUCAACCCAAAUACUAUUUUGCUCAUAUUGUUCUUUUCAGUUUUGUGUGACCAUGGACCCGACCUGCGGUGCUCCAGCUGCUGGUCUGACUGUCCAGGUGUGUUUCCCUGGAGCCCGUGCUGCUGUUUUGGACAAUCUGAACCGUCAACGGGAAGAAGGCCGGCUGUGCGACCUUUCGAUCCAGGUGCAGGGUCAUGUGUUCAGGGCGCACCGCUGUGUCCUGGCUGCAUCUUCCCCUUACUUUCAUGACCAGGUGAGCAGGAUACACCAGGAUAGGGUAUACUCUGUCCUAGAGAUCUGCCCAAAGACUGGCAUCAGUAGAGGUUAUGGCUUGUUCUUCUAUUUCUAGAGAUGUAUAAUUUUAAAGAUGUUUAGCAAUAUGUCAGCAUCAGUUUCAGGGGGUAUUUCAGCUUCAAGAGGUAGAGACGUGCUCUUCAUGUUUAUAUCUGGUCAGUGUUGCAGGUCCGUUCAUUUAUAUUGAGUUUAUUUGUUCCUGUUUCUCACCAGGUGUUACUGAAGAAUGUUACGACUGUGUCUCUGCCCUCGGUUAUGGACCCUGUGGCCUUCGAGAGCGUCCUUAGUUCUGCAUACACAGGCCAGCUGAGCAUCGUGCAAGAUGACAUUGUCAACUAUGUCACCGUGGCCAGCUUUCUCCAGAUGUGGCACAUCGUAGACAAAUGCACCGAGAUCCUGAAAAGACCUCGACCUUCAUCAGAAGUCACUCCUGGAGAGCCAACCUCGGCUCCCCCUGGAACUGCAUCUCGCCAGCAGUCCCCGAGCAGCUCAGACUGCUCGUAUCUGGAGAGGGAAGGAAGGAGGAAGGAAAGGAAGCCUGAUGCGUUGCCCCCAUUAGCAACAUGGAGACGCCCACAGCAGUUCCAAAGAUGGGGUCGUCCUCGGCCCUCAUCAGCCCAGCACUUUGCAGACUCUCAACUGGACACCCUCCCAUGCUAUGCGGAGAGUGAUUACCCCAGCUGCGAGGAUGCAUGGAUCUCCAGUCAGUCUAAAACUGGCCACUACGCCCACGAUGCACCAGGUCACAAUAGCAGGCACCACGGGACCUUCCCUUGCGGGGAAACAUUAAAGCAGAAAGUCCGGAUUCAUCAGCGAGGAGCGCCGCAGAGCGCCGAUAGAUUGCCUGAUAAGAAUAGAGAGGUUGGGGACGACGAUGAGGCACAAGAGAGAAGGAAGAAUGAGAAAAGAGAGAUCGAGGCCGAUGAGGGAGUUGGAGAGGAGGCGUUGGAGAAGAAAGAAGGCUUUGCACAAAUGGGACACUGUGGUGAGAUACAAAAGCCUGAUUUUACUUCAAACACAAACAGUAUGUCUCUGUCUGACACGGCGGCUUUGAAGCAGGAAUCAGCUUUACGUUUCAAAACUAUCUCAUGAUCAGAGUAAACGGGUUCAUAAGUCAGUUUUAAAGCAAAUCCUACAACUUUCCGAAUCCCUUAUGUAACGGCACAAACUGAACAUCCCCGAUAGUUUUCUGUGUCCAGAAACAAGCUGGCAUUCAUCGUUGUAUCACCUCGUACUACGGAAGUGUUAAUGCAUUCACACAAGUUUUCCUUUCUCAUCGUGCAGUGCAAUUGUAACUUGGCAGCUCAAGGAGCACAAAUAAACUUGGUGCAUUGGAGUGAGUCAGACUGUGUAGAUCAUUGCAAACUUUGCAAGAGCUGUACACAAGGCCAGAGCGGUAAAGCAGCGCGAGUGGGCAGCCAGAGAACCUUCGAGUCUGCAGUCUCUUAGUUUCUCCGUUUUAUAGAAACUUGCCAACACAUCGCAAGGCCAGGGUUGGUUGGAGUAUCCAUGGCUGCAAGUAAAAGAAAAUAUUAGAGUAGUAUUCAUUUCUAUGAACUUACCAACACUUUAGUCAGUGUGAGGACACAAAAAGGAGGGAGCACAGCCAGUAAAACUGAAAUCGAGUGAAAAAAAUCUAAUGUUGGAAAUCGAAAAAACUGUUUCUGUGACAAAUAACAAACCUUGUUGGAUGAAAGAGGCGCAAAAAUGUAUGAAUCUCAUGUGCUGGUACGUGUCAGAACAGAAACUCCCUGAACAUAAUGAGUGAGUUUUGACGAGUUUACUGAUGUCUUCUUGGUCCAAAAGAGUGAACCCUUAUGUACGAGUUUGAAUCUCCUGAGAGUGAUUUCAUACCUGUGCUGAUAUCUGUUUAAUCUUUGCUAAUUGAAAACACAUUUUCCUGUCCUCCACUUUAGUAAGUAAAGUUUAUUUAUGAAGCCCUUUUCACAGAUAAAAAUCACAAAGUGCUGUACAUGAAAAAGUGCAAUUAGAUAAACAUAAAACGGUACAAAAGUACAUUAUAGUGGAUAUGGAAAUAAGUGCAGAUGUAAAAGAUAAGUAAUAGAGACAAACAAAACCCUGUUAAUUGAAAUCUCGUCUAAAUAAAAGAGUCUUCAACUGCUUCUUAAAAUUAUCCACUGAGUUGAUCAAAUGGAGGGAGAGGGGCAGAUUGUUCCAGAGUCUGGGGGCUACCGUCUUAAAAGCCUGGUCUCCCCAAGUUUAAAACGGGUCUUCGACACCAUCGGGGAGUUCUGGCCUGACGUCCGAAGGGGCGCCCUGGGGAUUCGGGGCACAACAAGUCAGUGAUAUAUUGGGGGGCCUGACCAUGCAGCGCCUGUAGAGUUAGGACUAAAAUUUUCAAAUAAUACGAAAAUAGAUAAGACAGGGGUGAUGUGAGUUUUGGACAAACUGGAACCUCUUUAUCGCUGACUUAUUAAAAAAACAGAUGAACAGAGAAUUACAGUAAUCAAUACGAUAUGAGAUAAAUGCAUGAAUGAUCAAUUCAAGAUCUAAUUGAUCAAACCUAGAACAUCCAUUGGCUUCAGUUUUAUAUGUACUUCUGUUACACCGUAAAGAAAACUCAAGGUCGCAGCGUUGUUGCCUUCUGUAUGUGAUUUUCUUUCAUGUUUGCUCCGCAGAAUUCCACUCAGUUUCAAACGAGGACGUCACUCCCGGAGGAGCGUCGGGAAAAUCAAACGUGGAGGAGGUGAAGGAAAAGGUGCCGAGGAAUUUGGCGGAUCCUCCCUCAGACCUGUCUGGUGUUCAUGCUUCAUGCCAAACAGGUGAGGCGGCUCCGGGCCCCUCCUGUUCGGCUUCGGUUCGAAUGCAGUGGCAGGCAGGUCUGUGGUCUGACCAGGGGCCGAGGCUGCAGGACGGAGGAGCUGGCAGCUGCAGUAAAGAUGAUGAAGAGGAGGAGGAGGAGGAGGAGGAUGGGGACUUUGAGUGUUUCACAGGCGGGAGCUUCAGCAGAGAAACAUUUAGUGAGAUUGAAGAGGGAACAGGACAGGUUUCCCAGAAGUCUUUGGGGCCAGGGUCUCCUGACUUCAACACCGCUGGCUCAGAGGUGAACUGGCCCUCCACUAGUGCGGGGCAGGCUGGCUCUCUGACCCCCACCUCCAAUCACCACGUGUCUCCAUCCUCUGCUGCUUUCCCACCGCCCUCCUCACCUCCAACUCCAUCCUCCUCAUCCUCGGUGUCCCACACCGGCGCCGCCUUUUCAGGCAAAGUCCACUUCUGCCACUGCGGCAAAGCCUACACCCUGAAGAGCAUGCGCGACCGGCAUGUGAAGAUGCAGCACCUCAAUCUCCGCCCCUUCGGCUGUCCUGUUUGCACAAAGUCCUUUAAAAUGAAGCACCACCUAACGAAGCACCUUAAGACUCACGGGGGGCUGCGGCCCUACGAGUGCAGCCUGUGUGGGAAGAAAGUCAUCUGGAGAGACAGCUUCCUCAGACACCAGGCCCGAUGUGAGAGACUCGCCUCCAGCUCUUCGGGAAACAGCAACAACACGAGCGCAGCAGCAGGAGCAGACGUGGACGACAGCUACACUUACGAAUUCGAAGGCGGGGACGCUUUCCUGGCGGGGGGAGGACAGGUGAAAGUGGAGGAGGUGGAUUUUCACGGGGAGAUGGAGGACCAGAUGGGCGGUCUGCUAGGAAAUGUGACUGGGAUUGUGAAUGAGCUGAGAACUGAGACGCAGAGUCUGGACAUGGUUAGCCAUGUUUUUAAAAAGGAGGCGAGCGAGGGCUUCAGCGGGAACUAAACCUCAACGUGAAACAAGUUUAGAGACAAUCACAAAGAUUCUUUGAUAUGAACUUUAAAAUGUAAAUCUGUGACCUGCAGUGGUGUGAAUGUACCUUUGACCCCUUCCAAACUUCAUUUUGCACAUAAACUAUUUACCGUUAAAGGGGGCUUACGUUUCUGUCCUUUUUCCUCCUGUUACAUGAAUAUUUCUUUGCACUAUGUACAGAAAAGAAACCUUAAAUUAAAUAAACCACUUUGGGUUUUUCUGAUGA
Messenger RNA from Xyrichtys novacula (pearly razorfish), 5145 nucleotides. NCBI's taxonomy places the organism in Eukaryota, Metazoa, Chordata, Actinopteri, Labriformes, Labridae. The record is from the annotation of a GenBank genome assembly.